AAGGAAGGAAAGAAAGCAAGGAGGAGGAGGAGGGAGGGUCUCCAACACAAAGCAUCCUCUCGCUCUCUGUGUGUCUCUCUUCUGUCCCUGCCUUUCUGCCUGUGUCUUCCUCUCUGCCUCUGCCAUGGAGCCCAAGCACAAAGAGCUGCUGGCCCAGUGUCACCAGAGCCUGGCCCAGGCCAUGACCGAGGUGGACAAGGUGGUCGAGCUCCUGGAGGCGGCGGGAGCCCUCGAUGCCCAGGACUUGCACGAUCUGCAAGGAGCCAGAGGGAGAGAAGGGGAAGGAGAGGGAGAAAGGGAAGGGAAGGAGGCAGCCCCUCCACCCUCCUCCUCCUCUGCCUCUGCCUGCAAGGCCGACCUGCUCAUCCAGCUCCUCCUGGCCAAGGAGAGGGACCACUUCCAGGACCUGAGGGUGGCCCUGGAGAAGACCCAGCCUCACCUCCUGGCCAUCUUGUACCUCAACCACGGAGGGGCCACAGAGACAGCUGGGUCUACCUACAGUGUACUGUCCAUAAUGCCAUCAGAUUCUGAAAGCAGCAGUUCUCUUAGCAGUACUGGUACAACAGGUAAACCAUCAUCACCACCACCCACAGUUGUGGAUGUAAGGCAGAUGAAUGAGAAACUGGAGACCAUUUUGUUUCAGCUCCGUCAAGUUACCCGUGAGCGGGAUGAAUUGCGGAAGCGUCUUGCACUCUCUUCUCCUGGGUCCACCUUUGAUGACUGCAGGCCCAGUCCCAAGCCAAACCAUGAUUAUGAACGAUUGAAGAUACAGUGUAUGAAGGCAAUGUCAGACCUACAGUCUCUACAGAACCAACACACGAAGACACUAAAAAGAUGUGAAGAAGCUGCCAAGGAGGCUGAUUUCUAUCAUACAUUACACAGUCGUCUGCUGAGUGACCAGUCCCAGCUGAAGGAGGACAUGGACACCUUGAAGCGGAAGAACAGUCAGUUGGUACGAGAGCACAAUCACCUCCAGCAGUCCUGUGAGGAAAUGAAGAGGCUCCACGAUGAGGACCAAAAAGAGAUAACAGACUUGCGCAGUCAACAACAGCAGGUUAUGAAGCAGAAUGGGUCGUCAGAGAUACUAAAUAAACUGUAUGAUACAGCAAUGGACAAGCUAGAGGGUAUGAAGAAGGAUUAUGAAACACUAAGGAAACGGUACAAUGAGAAGAUAGCAAGCCACAAUACUGAUCUAAGCCGGUUAGAACAGACGGAAGAGGAGAACAGACGUCUCCAGAAACAGAUUGACAUGUUGAUGAAACAGCGGGACACGGCAAUACAUUUCCAGCAGCAAUACUCCUCCUCUCUCAGAAGAUUUGAAUCAGUUCAGCAAGAACUAAGCAAAGCCACUGUCCAAAACAAAGAGCUGCAGAGAGAGAUGGAGCGACUACAGACAGAAGUGACACGGUUUAAAACUAUGCAAUUGAAGGCUGUAAAAGACGCAGAGAAGUACAAGGAAGAGAGAGAUUCUGUGUUCAGUGAGUACCGUCUCAUCAUGAGUGAGAGAGAUCAAGUUAUCAAAGAAGUAGAUAAGCUCCAAACAGAGCUGGACCUUGCAGAAUCCAAAUUAAAAAACACAUCCUCAGAGAAAAGAGUGGCUAGUGAAGAAAUGGAAGCUUUAAGACAGGAACUAAAUUCUGCUUUAGUGGAAAGAGAUCGAGCAAUCUGUGAAAGGAAUGAACUCUUGGAAAAGUACUGCCAUGAAGUGAAAGACAAGGCUGAGGCCCAGAAAGAACUGGAUCAAGCAUGCAAGGAUAUUGAGACAGUGAAGGAAGAAAGAGAUGUGGCCAGGAAGGAAAGAACAGAAGCUAUCAUCCAGAGAGACCAUUUGCUAAGAGAAUACUACCAAGCUCGCCAGAUACAAGAUUCUGCUACACUGGAUAUAGAAAGAGCUAACAAAGAAAUUGAAAUGCUUCGGAAGCAAUAUGAAGCAAUGACACAAGAGUUAAAAGAAGCUGUGCAGGAAGCAGAAGUAGCAAAAUGCAGAAGAGAUUGGGCCUUCCAGGAACGUGACAAGAUUGUUGCAGAACGUGAGAGCAUACGGACUCUCUGUGAUAACCUAAGGCGGGAGAGAGACCGAGCAGUGAGUGACCUGGCUGAGGCUCUUCGCAAUCUGGAUGAUAUGAGGAAACAAAAGAAUGAUGCUGUGCGUGAACUGAAAGAACUGAAAGAGAAGAUGGAGAAUCAGUUGGAAAAGGAGGCAAGGUUUCGGCAGUUGAUGGCUCACAGUUCUCAUGAUUCGGCCAUUGAUACGGAUUCUUUAGAGUGGGAAACAGAAGUAGUUGAAUUUGAGAAAGACAGGGAAGAUAUGGAUUUGAAAGCCCUAGGUUUUGACGUGGCUGAAGGGGUGAAUGAGCCGUAUCUUCCUGGGGACUGUGGAAUAUUUGUGACCAAAGUUGACAAAGGAAGUAUUGCAGAUGGUCGAUUAAGAGUGAAUGAUUGGCUGCUGAAGAUAAAUGAUGUGGACCUCACCAACAAGGACAAGAAGCAAGUAAUAAAGGCGGUACUUAAUGGUGGAGGAGUUAUUAAUAUGGUCGUUCGUAGAAGGAAAUCCUUAGGAGGGAAGGUGGUAACACCUCUACAUAUCAAUCUUUCUGGCCACAAAGAUAGUGGAAUAGGCCUCGAAAAUGGAGUAUUGGUUGCUACUAUAGUACCUGGUAGCCCAGCAGCCAAAGAAGGGUCCCUCACAGUGGGAGAUAGAAUAAUUGCUAUAAAUGGAAUUGCACUUGAUAAUAAAUCACUGACUGAAUGUGAAGCUUUGCUGCGAAACUGCAGGGAGUCUCUUACGCUUUCGUUGAUGAAGGUUUUUCCUCAGAGCUCAAGCUCAUCGUGGAGUGGUCAAAACAUAUUUGAAAACCUUAAGGAUUCAGAGAAAAUAUCAAACUGUAGGGUUCAUGGGGCUGAGGUACAGGCACAGAAUAAAAGAAAUUUAAAACAUAACAGCUCAACCCAAACUGACAUUUUCAACCCAGACAUAAUGGAUAUCAAGAAAGACCACGGUGAUCCAGAGGACAGCAGUUUGUAUUGUGAUCUCAAACCAUUCUCCAGCAGUGUUCUACACACAGAUUCUCAUCGGAACACAGUCCAUGGGUGCCACAGUAACUCAGAGCACAGCCUUGGUUCAUUUAGUCCAGAUGUGUAUGGUGAGCCAAGCUACGGUAUUGUUAACCUGGACAGCAGGAGGCUGCCAUUUGAAUCCACAGUUACAGACUGUAUGAUGGUUGAGAGCACAUUAGACAAAGGGCAUGGUGGGAAACACAGCGGUGGCACCUGGCCUAAAGUGGUGGUCAACAUUGCUACAGUGGAAACAGAGAAGUUCUCUGUCUACAAAAAGCCCAAACAGAGGAAGUCUAUCUUUGAUCCUGACACUUUCAAAAGACCUCUGACUCCACCCAAAAUGGACUAUCUAUCUCCCAGCCAAGUGCUGGGACAUUCACCCCAGUCCUCCAAAACUGAAGCCAUAUCCACCCCUCCUACCCCACCUAAGAGAAGUGAUUCUAUUAAGUUUAAACACAAACAGCAGGCAAGUUCUGCCUCAGAAUCUACGGUCACAACAGGUUCACCACCUGCAAGUCCUGCUACAGUUCAGCCUCCUCUGUCAAUUGAACUCAAGCCAGAUGGUGGCACUCACAAGGGGCGAGGAAGACCCUCUGGACAUUAUUAUAGGGAGGAGGGGAUUGAUCUUGCACAUUUGCCUUCAAGGAAGUCUUGUGAAGAUGACAUUGGUUUUCAAAGAUUAGAAGAGCCAGAAAUUAAGAGACCGAGGCCCAAAUCUGCUCCUGCUUUGAGACAUAAAUUAACCCCUGUGGCCAUUCCUAAUCCAUCUCAUCAGGUACAAAAAUGCACUCCAGCAAGUGAAGAACUUCUUUCUCCUGAGCUACAGGAGUGGCCAACAUAUUCACCAAAACGGUCCAGUAGGCAUAGUGAUGGGUUUGUGCCUACCUCUUUAUACCCUGGAAGCCUGUCUGCAGGAACGGUACCAAGGAACAUUGCACCAUGUCCUGCAGUAACUGCUGUUCUGAGGAAUCCUAUUUAUACUGCUUGGAGCCAUAGAGUUAGCACCACUAAUUGCCCGUCUCUUGCCAGCCAGUAUUGCCACCAGCAUAUGCAUCCCAGUGCUCAGCACCAAGGCCGCCUGAGUUUGGAUUUGAGCCACAAACACUCCAGUGAGUGUUCUGAAAACACACGCACAAGAUCAUCACAUGGUUCAAAUUCACUACCAUCUAGUGCAAGACUUGUAGGUUCUUCCAGCAACUUGCAAUAUAGAACAGAACGAAUAAAAAUACCUUUGACGCCGAGAUAUCCAAGGUCCAUCAUUGGCUCUGAUAGGGGUUCAUUGUCGCACUCUGAAUGUAGCAGCCCAAGCCUGGUAACUCCUCCGCAGUCACCACUGAACCUAGAGACCUCAUCCUUCGCCAGUAGCCAGUCACAAAAUUCUCUUUCCACCAUGCCCAGGAUCUCAGUGAGUCCAGUAUCAAUGGGACAACGUCGAAAAGACAAGCCAUAUAUGGAAGAACCUCGUCAUGUGAAAGUGCAGAAGGGCUCUGAACCACUUGGAAUCUCAAUUGUGUGUGGUGAAAAUGGUGGGAUAUUUGUAUCCAAAGUAACUGGUGGCAGCAUCGCCCAUCAGGCUGGUCUAGAAUAUGGUGACCAGUUAUUAGAGUUUAAUGGAAUAAACCUGCGGAAUGCCACAGAGCAACAAGCGCGGCUGAUCAUUGGGCAGCAAUGUGACACCGUAACUAUCCUAGCACAGUACAACCCACACAUGUUCCAGCUAGGAAAUCACUCACGAUCAAGCUCCCGGCUAGAACCUGUGAGUAGUCAUUCCACUCCACAAGGCAGUGGAGCUGCAACUCCUGACAGCCAUUCCAUAAUCGACACUGUGAGCGAACAGGACGAAGGGACCAUGACACCUCCUUCCAAGCAGACCACUCCAACUACUAGUCCCCGCAAUUCAAUGCGCAAUUCUAUGGACACAACCAAGAGGACCCCUGAACCUAGAACUGUUACCCUUAAGAAGUCUCAAGUGGAACUUGGAAUCCAAAUCUGUGGCGGAAAUCUAUAUGGCAUAUUUGUGUCCGACGUAGAAGAUGAUAGCCCUGCCAAAGGACCCGAUGGAUUGGUGCUAGGAGACAUGAUACUUGAGUAUGGCUCAGUUGACAUGCGCAAUAAAACAACAGAGGAAGCUUAUCUUGAAAUGCUUAAGCCAUGUGAAAAUGUUAGAAUAAAAGCUCAGUACAGAGUUGAAGAAUUCAGCAAGAUCAAAGAUUUACCUGGAGAUGGAUUCUAUGUCAGGGCACUUUACGACCGGCUGGCAGAAGUAGAGCAGGACUUGAGCUUUAAAAAAGAUGACAUUUUGUAUGUCGAUGACACUCUGCCACAGGGGAACUUUGGUUGCUGGAUGGCAUGGCAGCUGGAUGAGAAUGCCCAAAAGCUGGAAAGAGGACAGAUUCCCAGCAAAUACAUGAUGGAGCAAGAAUUCUACAGAAGACACAGCAUGUCUGAAACAAAAGAUGAAAACAGUUCCACAAAGACAUCAUCGGCAGCAGCUCGAAGAUCAUUCUUUAGAAGAAAACAUAAACACAAACGCAGUGGGUCCAAAGAUGGAAAGGAUUUGCUGGCCCUUGAUACCAUCAGCACUGACUCCAUUCCCUUCUUAGAUGAUUCUAUAAACCUUGCUUAUCAACGAGUCCAGAAAGUGGAUUGCACAUCUCCUAGGCCUGUGCUCAUUCUUGGACCGUUACUUGAUGCUGUGAAAGACAUGUUGGUCAAGGAAUCGCCAGGAAAAUUCUGCAGGUGUCCCCUUGAGGUGAUGAAAGCUUCUCAACAAGCCAUUGAGCGGGGUGUGAAAGACUGUCUAUUCAUAGAUUAUAAACGUAGGAGUGGACAUUUUGACGUGACAACUGUUGCCUCUAUAAAGGAGAUAACAGAGAAGGACUGUCACUGUCUCUUGGAUAUUGCUCCUCAUGCCAUAGAGCGGCUCCACAGCAUUCAUAUUUACCCCAUUGUCAUCUUCGUUCGUUACAAAAAUGCCAAGCAGAUCAAAGAGCAAAAGGAUCCUGUCUUCUUGAGGGACAAAGUUACGCAGAAACAUUCCAAAGAACAAUUUGAGACAGCUCAAAAAAUAGAACAGGAAUAUAGCAAGUAUUUCACAGGAGUUGUCCAAGGUGGCCCGCUUUCAACCAUUUGCACUCAGAUCAUGACGACUGUUGAUCAGGAACAAAACAAAGUCCUGUGGAUUCCAGCCGGGCCGCUAUAGACACAUGCUGUGAAAUGACUGAAGCUCUAUGACAGAUUCUACAUAAACAGCUGAUAGGGUGUUCUGGUCCAUUUAUAGCUGCCUGUACGUUGGGUGCAAACUGAGAGUUCCUCAUGAGCAACAUUAUCUGUGAGGUGUGCCUGGAAACCAGCAGUCCUUUCACUAACAGAAAUUGAUUGCAAUAUAUAAAUGGACAAAUACGUAAUUUCAUUUUUUCAUGAAAAGACUUUGUGAUGCUGCAAAAAAGAGAGAGAGCGAGAGGAAGGAAGGAAAAGGAAAAAAGAAACCUUUUAUGAUACGUUUACAAAACUCCCCCACCCCCACAAGUAUUUGGUGGUUCUUGUUUACUUGAAUAUAUUUUUUUAACUAUCUGUUUGGGUUAUCUCCGCCACCCACUUCUUUCUUUACAUCCAGUACAAAAUCAAGAGUGGAAUUUCUACAUGAUGAGUGAGAAUGACUUUUACAUGAAGUGUGGUUCUGUCCUUCAGUAACAGCCAUUUUGCUUCAGAAUAAACUCAUGAAUUGUGACUGGUUUUCUCAUAGGUACUUGUUUCUGGGAGUGAAUUUGCAGGGUGAGGGGAGAAGCACUUCUCCAGCACAUGGGUCAGGCCACUGUUUGUAUUACGUAAACCCUUUCGUCAGUUAAAAGUUGUUGCUUUUUUUAUGCAUGAAUUUAAUACUUAAAUGUCAUGAUGUUAUCCAAUCAAACUGUGCUACUUUGUGUAUUAAAAAAUUGAGUUGCUGGGCCUGCAUUUUGCAGGAAAUCAGAAGGGGUUUAUAGCUGGGCCUAGACUGCUUUAUUUUAUCAUAUGUAGAUAAUCUAUGUAAUUGAACAAUUUAUGUCGCUCAAGCUUUAUUCUUUGGAGUGUAAUAGCCAUAGGGAUUUUUAAAACAAAAUAAUUAGAAGCACAGCCUAGGUUCUAGGAACCUGGCAACAUUUAGAGUGAUCCCGUAACUUAGUUUUGCUAUUGCUCAAUGAAUAUAGUGUACAUUUGUUUUGGUUUUUAAUUUUUUUUUGUUACACUUUGUAUUUCCUGUACCAAAUUCCAUUGUAUGUUUUCUUUUUUGCACUUCUGGGUUCAUUUUCCAACAGUAUGUUUUUAUUUUCCCUUUAAAAAUUGCAUGUCAUGUUUUGUAGGUACUGUAACUUUGUUAAAAGUAACAUUUGAUUAGGGUUGCAUUUGUGAUAACUGUUCCUAACAUUUCAUUGUGUAGAUAGAUUUUUCUUUUUUUUUCUUUUGCCCUUCAGUUUGUCUUUCUUUCUUUCUUUCUUUCUUUGCAUUAAUUAAAAAAAGGGAUUCUUCUUGCACAGUUGUUCUAUGACAAAAUUGGGUUGGAAAUUUUAACCUGUUUUGCAGAUACUAUUUUAUAGUUCAAAAUAUGGGAGAGAGAAGACAAAUGUAGAAAGGAUAUUGAUAAAUUCUUAGUUCAAAUACUGUUUAUAAGUUGUGGAACAGCAGUUAUAUAUUUUUUUUAAAAAGAGGGAGGCCAGAGUGGGACAAAAGUGGUACAAUUGAAAUGAACUGGUACUGUUGUAACAUUAAAUUUUCUGUACUAAAACAAGUCACUUUGUAUCAAAACAAAAAGGUUAAAGAAACUGAGUAUUGUGUUAAAUAAAGGUCAAUUUCUAUAAUUUCA
Molecule: messenger RNA, 7897 nt
Organism: Sceloporus undulatus (fence lizard)
Lineage: Eukaryota; Metazoa; Chordata; Lepidosauria; Squamata; Phrynosomatidae
Gene: DLG5
Product: discs large MAGUK scaffold protein 5
Exons: 33
Coding region: 125-6259 (2044 amino acids)
Molecular function (GO): protein binding
Source: RefSeq, a predicted model, not a curated record